UCUUUCUCUCUCUCCAUCCUCGCAUCACCGAGCCGAAAGAAGAGCCGCAUCCCCCCCUGACUCCCUCCCUCCCUCCCUCCACCCCUCCUCAUCUCCUCGCCUGUCCUCUCGUCUCCAUCCACCCACCCACCGCUCCCUCCUCCAGCGCCAUGGAUGUAAAAGGUUGCAUCUGAACGGCGUCCGCUCGCUCAGCUCACCGAGUCUCAAGACGGGGGCCACAAUGAGCGCAGAGCCAGCGGCCACUCCCAGCUGGCUGAGCCCCGACCCCACGGCUUGGGCCAGCGGCGAACCCACGGACAACGCCAGCGUCCCGGCGGAGGAGUCCCUGGCGCCCCGCCAGCUACCCUUGCUGGUCAACCCGUGGGACGUCGUCCUGUGCACGUCGGGGACUCUCAUCGCCUGCGAAAACGCUCUGGUGGUCUUGGUGAUCUGGCAGAACCCGGCUCUGCGAGCGCCCAUGUUCCUGCUCAUCGGCAGUCUGGCUCUGGCGGACCUGCUGGCCGGCCUGGGCCUGGUACUGCACUUCACCUGCGCCUACCUGCUCCAGUCGGACUCGGCCCAGCUUCUGACCGUGGGCCUGGUGGUGGCCUCCUUCUCGGCGUCCGUCUUCAGCCUGCUGGCCAUCACCAUUGACCGCUACCUGUCUCUGUACUACGCCCUGACCUACAACUCGGAGCGUACGGCGGCCUUCACGUACACCAUGCUGGUCCUCCUGUGGGGGCUCUCGCUGUGCUUGGGUCUGCUCCCUGUCACGGGGGUCAACUGUCUGGCAGAGGAGGCCACGUGCAGCGUGGUACGCCCGCUGACCAAGAACAACGUGGCCGUGCUCUCCGUCUCCUUCCUGCUCCUGUUUGGCCUGAUGCUCCAGCUCUACGUGCAGAUCUGCAAGAUCGUGAUGAGACACGCUCACCAGAUCGCGCUGCAGCACCACUUCCUGGCCGCCUCGCCGCAUUACGUCACCACGCGGAAGGGCGUCUCCACGUUGGCUAUCAUCCUAGGGACCUUCGCCGCCUGCUGGAUGCCCUUCACCGUCUACUCGCUCAUCGCCGACUACACGUACCCACCGCUGUACACCUACGCCACGCUGGUGCCGGCCACAUACAACUCUGUCAUUAACCCGGUCAUCUACGCCUUCCGGAACCAGGAGAUCCAGAAGGCCUUGUGGUUGGUGUGCUGUGGCUGCGUUCCUGCCAGUGUCGCACAGCGGGCGCGGACUCCCAGCGAUGUCUGACCCAGUUGGAUCGAGCCUUUGGGUUUUAGAGAGAGAGUAGGGGGGGGGGGGGCGCCCCUCGGUUGGUUUUCACCGAGGGACGGAUUGACCCAGGUGGGAUUUGAGGAAGGGGCGGUUGGUUGGUUGGCAAAUGGAUGGUUUUGAGAGAGAUGGGUUGGACUUGAGAGAGGGUUAGGGUUUGUUUCACCUGGAUGGAUUUUCAGAGAGCGGGUCGAAGAGGAGAGCAUUUGGAGGCUGGCGCCCACAACCAGGGCCGGCAUGGGAGUUUCACAUCAUCACAUGAGGUGUUCUACCUCUGUCUUCCUCACGUGAGGCGACGGCCAUGUUGCAUGCUGCUCACCAUGUCAGCCUUGUCCGCCCUCUCCGGUGCCCCGCCCUUGCCCACUCCACUCCACUCCGCAGAUGGUGGCCAUCACAUGCUCCCGCACGGGGAGCGACGCGGCUUCGGCCGCCACGUGCUGGUCCUUCGGGAUUAUUGCUCGCUCAAAAAGCAGAUUAAAAAGCAGGCGGACGACGACAAGCACGCAGGCCUAUUUUUUAUUCCGCCUCCCCCCCCAGCAGCAAGUCUGAAGCAGCAUCCACCCCGGCCGCCUGCACUGAACGUGCGUGGCAAGCUAAAGAGGCGAGGCGCGGCAAGCUAAAAAUAGACCCCGGCUUCUCUUGGGGAAUUGAGGAGGCGUCGCUACGCUUCUUGUCUUUCAUUGGAUUCUUGUGUGAAUGUGUUGGACAUCAACCCCCCCCCCCCCCUAACCCAUUUGUGAUCCCACUGGGGGCUGCAGUGUCAACUCUAUCACCUCACUUGAUUUUGGAAUGUUGACGCAAGGUUGCAAUGCAGCCCUUGCAAGAUAAUGCCACCAUUUUGUCAUGAGGAUGUCAUUAAAACCAUGUGACUUCUCUCAUCCAAUCAACAAAAUGGGAUUACACAAACAUUAGAAUGACAAUAGGAUUGUAGGGCACUUCGAUUGAUCCAACCCGAUUAUGGGGCACUUAUUAUUUAUUUUGCAUAUUUAUGAUCUUGAUCAUCAUUUCAUUAUACUUCUCAUUGAUGUCUGGUGAAAAACGUCCCCGUUUAAUUCUAAACAAGGUAAUUAAUUUAUAAAUGCUGAAUUUGUCAUGCAUUUAGUCCAUUUAUAAAAAGAAAAAAUCUUUUUCAUGCCUUAUUCUUAUUUUUAAUGAAAUAACUCUUACUUCUAGAGUUCCUUAAAAUAGAGCACUUCAAUCAAGUUCUAUUUAAACUUAAUACAUAACCUCAUCAAUUUAUAUCAUUUUAUGCUCUUAUAGUCGACAUGGUGAUUUCCCAGUUUUACAAUAAGUGCUCCAUAAUCUUUUGAAAGAAAACAACUACUGUGCACACUCGAAUGGAGUCAUCUUCUAAAGGUGACGCAUCUGCAUUGAGGCCCUUCAAGAGCUCUUGAGUGUUUUUCUCAUGUUAUCAGCAAUAACUAACCUUUGGAACGGUAGUUAUUUUCAGAGUGGCGAAGCAAUACUCAGACAGCAAUAACAUCUACGCACCCUUACUGUGAUUUCUUCCCGCAGAGUGAACCAACGCCAAGAGAGGGAUAGAAUCAAAAGUGACAAAGGCUAAAGCUUCAUUUGUUGCUUUGUGAGCUCAUGUGAUGACCUAGCACAUUUAUUUUGGGGUGCAAAUGGAUGCCGUUUAAACUUCUUGUAACAAGGUAAAAGAAAAAUAUAGUACAUCUUGAUGGACGUCAUUAAUGUAUCAGCGCAUUGUUUUGUCGUCCUGAGCUGCCUGAGCUGAGUGUUGUAAGCUCCCACAAGUGUUGUUUGUCGUGCAUGGCCGCAUUUGGGCUCCUCGAGGAUUGUGUCGCCACAUAGAUGGGUGUUAACCAUUCGCGGAUGCUGCCAGUCUUCCUUAACCAUCUGGAGAGAAUUCCCACAAUGUUUUUUUUUUUAAUGCUACACCGCAUGCUGCCGCCACGUCAUCGGACUAAAAAGCGCCGCUACUUGAAGCCAAAGCAAAAGAGGAUGAGCGAUGAAAUCAGCGCAAGUCGGUCAAGUGACCUCUGAAUGAUCUUAUGAGCUAAAGAGGGCCACUUCCAAAUGAUCUCGCAAGACUUUUGGGACGUGGCCCCCUCCCGUCUAUGUUGACAUCACAAUGACGACAAAAAAAAAAAAAAAAGUCUAUUUUGUUAUAUUCAUUGAAAAGUUCUAUUUUUUUCGGCUUGAAUUCCUUAUGUUGUACGAUGAUAUCACGGCGCUGUAAAGCCUUUUUUUCUGAAUGUAGUGACACAAAUUGGGUUUUUUCUUGGGGUACAUUGUGUAAAUAAUAAUAAUAAUAAUAUGGCAUGCUUUCCGAAUGGGGGGACUUAACCACCGUGCAUGGUGCUACCAAAGCAGUCACUCUUAAUGGAAGGAGUUGGGUCGCACCACUUUUUUGUCCCUCCCCCCACCCCCGGAAAUGGUCAGAAAGUGUUCAAAAAGGGCUUUUGUAUCCGAGAAUAGCAAAAGACUGUCACACCUAUCCGUCACACAAACACAGUGAACAGAAUUGUAGCCAAUGAGGGGCUGGAAGUGGUUCGAGCUAACUAACCUGACACUCGAGGGGGGGCCUGUGAAUGUCUCUGGGGGUUAAUAGCAUUGUGUGGGUUUUUUUUUUAUGUGAAAUGCACUUUAUUGUUAUUUUCUCGGUGGGUGGGUUGGGGGAUCAAAAUGGCACAAUUGAAGUAUCUGCAAAAUGAGAAAUCAACAUGCACUAAUUUAACUGUUAAAAAACAAAAAACAACAAAAAAAAAACAUUUGUGUGAAGUCUGUGCUGUCUAUUUUU
Molecule: messenger RNA, 4016 nt
Organism: Syngnathus acus (greater pipefish)
Lineage: Eukaryota; Metazoa; Chordata; Actinopteri; Syngnathiformes; Syngnathidae
Gene: gpr12
Product: G protein-coupled receptor 12
Exons: 2
Coding region: 221-1231 (336 amino acids)
Biological process (GO): G protein-coupled receptor signaling pathway
Cellular component (GO): membrane
Molecular function (GO): G protein-coupled receptor activity
Source: RefSeq, a predicted model, not a curated record